Cucurbita moschata (crookneck pumpkin) is the source of this 1022-nucleotide messenger RNA. RefSeq names its product basic leucine zipper 4-like. The record is from RefSeq and is a predicted model, not a curated record. Gene Ontology annotation, cellular component: nucleus. Gene Ontology annotation, biological process: positive regulation of DNA-templated transcription. Gene Ontology annotation, molecular function: transcription cis-regulatory region binding; DNA-binding transcription factor activity. The transcript has 3 exons. The coding region runs from base 385 to 981 and encodes 198 amino acids. Lineage: Eukaryota; Viridiplantae; Streptophyta; Magnoliopsida; Cucurbitales; Cucurbitaceae.
CAAGUUUUUAGAGCUUGUUAUGGACACGGAGGCUUGAGUUGCCAUAUUCUUGAAGGUCCUAACUUUAUUUUUCUAGCUUCAGCCUCUAACGCAUGAGCAAUCUAUGCUCAACAAAGCUAUUCAUAGAUUCCAAGUAUGAACAGCGCUUUAGUGAGUAUCUUACCCACUUUUCUGUCGCAUCUAAGAUUGGAAAUACUUGUGCAAUAAAAAGUUGUAUUUGCAUUGAGAUACGCGUUAAAAGUAAGCAGAUUUGGCAGUACUACAUUGGGGUUACAAAAGCAACUUGCAAAGGGGUACCUGACGACGACAUCUCAAGUUCCUUGGCGGCAUGGCGUCUAGUUAAGGUAAAAAGUUCAAUUUACAGGGGAGAGGUGCAGAACUUGCAUGUUAGCCUCCAUUACCGGUUUAGCUCACUCCUUCAAGGUUCAUGCCUUAUUGGGUCCCAUGUGUCUCUCCCAUUUCUUCCAUAAAUACCCAACACUUCCUCUUCCUUCAUCCCCUUUGUUCUCUCUCUCACAGUUUAGUUUCGUUUACAUGGCAAUCCUGAAUAUGGAGGAAGAAGUUGGGUUUCAGGGUGAGGUACCUGAGAAUCACCAGGAGUUCACUGCCACUGAAAUCCAAGAGCUUUUAUCACUCUUUCUAGUCAACGACGGGCCUCCAAGUUCCGGUUCCGAUUCACAGGGUUCGAUCCCGACCUCGGCAGCUUGUUCAACCAAUGACGACGAGAGGAAGCUGCGUCGGAUGAUAUCAAAUCGGGAGUCAGCCCGGCGGUCACGGUGUAGGAAAAAGAGGCAUUUGGAAGAUCUGACUAAUGAGGUGAACCGGUUGAUGAUCCAGAACCGGGAAUUGAAGGAUCAGCUGGGCCGGAUUCUCAGCCGCCGCCAUAUGGUUCUGAGAGAAAAUGAUUGGUUGUGGAUGGAGUCCGUGGGUCUUCGGGUCAGACUUUCGGAUCUUUGCCGGAUCUUUGCCGUCAUGCAAUAACCGUCAAAGAAGCUUACGUAAAAGUUAAAAAGGAAAAAGUA